Messenger RNA from Cadophora gregata, 510 nucleotides. RefSeq lists its product as uncharacterized. The record is from RefSeq and is a predicted model, not a curated record. The coding region runs from base 1 to 510 and encodes 169 amino acids. The transcript is spliced from 2 exons. NCBI's taxonomy places the organism in Eukaryota, Fungi, Ascomycota, Leotiomycetes, Helotiales, Ploettnerulaceae.
AUGUCCCUUCCUGCCCGUUUCUCCCUCCUCCCACGACCCCAUUUCUCGAAACAUAGGCCUAAUGGCACACUUCGCACAACCCUCAGCACAGCUCUAUACCUCAAGACUGCCGCCGUAGUAGGUGUUUGUAUUUACCAAAUCUUGUACAGGAAUCGAAAAGAUGCACAAGGUAGCAGGAAUUCGACUGCGGAUAUGAGUAGGAGGCAACGAACUAGAUAUAUGAGAGAAUUCGUGGGUGACAGAGCAGAGGAAUGGUGGGCUGUUGUGGGGAAGGGGAAGGGAGCAGCUUGGAUCGAAGCACGCCGCGAGAUCAAAGCUAGAUGGCGGGCAGAGAGGGAGAAACACAGGAGGGCGAUGUGGAAGGAGAACAUCAAAAGGAACGAGAAGGAGAUUGAAAAGAAGGUUGGAAAUUUCGAAGAAAAACAGGCAGAUAUAAGUAAGAAGAGUAAAGGAACGAUUCUGAGAGUCACCUUCCCGUGGGGUAGGAGUGGUAGUGGCCGGAAGCGGUAG